Selaginella moellendorffii is the source of this 3321-nucleotide messenger RNA. RefSeq names its product mediator of RNA polymerase II transcription subunit 4-like. Gene Ontology annotation, biological process: regulation of transcription by RNA polymerase II. Gene Ontology annotation, molecular function: transcription coregulator activity. The coding region runs from base 10 to 969 and encodes 319 amino acids. The record is from RefSeq and is a predicted model, not a curated record. The transcript has 7 exons. Gene Ontology annotation, cellular component: core mediator complex; mediator complex. Lineage: Eukaryota; Viridiplantae; Streptophyta; Lycopodiopsida; Selaginellales; Selaginellaceae.
CCUAGGGCCAUGGCAGAGGGAGGCGCGGUCCAGGCGCUUCCUCCGCACAGGCGCGCGCAGGUCUUGCUCCAGGACAUGGCGGGCCUCACAGUGCGCCUUCUCGAGCUAGCCGGCAGCAAAUCGUGGCAAGGCAGCCAUCUCAAGAGCCUCUUCCCCCCUUUCCUGGCCGGAGCUCCCGUGCCCGCCGAGGGCCUGGUCGCCAACAGCACCAAAGACGUCCUGGCGCUCCUCGACUCGCAUCAAUCGCUUCUAUCGGACGCGGUGUCCGAGAUUGCCGAGCUCCAGAGCCUGGAGCAGGAGAAGCAGCGGAUCGCCGAGGCGGUGGCGGCCAAGGACGCGGUGAUCCGCGAGUUUGCCAAGCGCGUCAGGGACGUGGAGCAGGUCCUGGAGCUCACGCUGGAGGAAUUCGAGGAGUACAGGCGGCCAUCCAAGGAGAGGAAGACAAUGGACGCCGAGGUGGACGUGUCCGAGCUCGUCUCCUACGCUCAUAGGAUCAGCUACACGACGUUUGCUCCUCCGGAUUAUCUUCUCGGUCACCCCGGAGUGCUGGCUCCGGCUCCUCAGGAGCAGCAAAUGCGAGCUUCGCAGCUCUACCACUUCAGCGACAUGGAUCUGGGCGUCUUGAAAGCUCCGGCAACCGCACCGCCACCAGCGCCAUCGCUGCCGUCGCCAACGGUGGAAAAAUCACCACCGAAAGAAGCAGAAGCAGGAAAGCUCACGCCCUCUACUUCCACUCCGGUUACUCUUCCCGGACUGCCUCCCGGAAUCAAGCUCCCACCGAUGCCUCCCGGAUGGAAGCCCGGAGAUCCGGUUCCACUGCCGGAAGUGGUACCGCCAGCUCCAGCUCCAGCGGCACCGGCUCUAGGAGUAAUCCAGGUGCCGUUCGUGCAGCUGGAUCUAAAUCCGGAGCUCGAGGACGACUACGCCUCGGACUACAGCAACGAGGAGCAAAGUUCCGAGGAAGAGUGAGGAACAAAGAUGAAAAAACUCGAUUUUGCAAGUUAAAUCCAAACCUUGAAGGGGGAACAAAUACUCGAUUCAAAUCCAGUGUGGCCGACUUCUUGUAGACAGACAGGCCGCAUUCGGAAGUAAGGUGUUGAAUAUCACUGGCUUGAUCUUACGUGCUACUCGGACUGGGAGUGGUAAUCUUAGAAACGUUUAAGCCUCUCUUCUCACUCAACUUUCACGCAUUCCAGAGAUCGUCCGAGAAGGCCUGCCUCAACAACGUUACUGGUGUUGGCACUUGGAGGCAAAUCGUCUAUGCUGUGGCGCUAGUGCUGGUCGUUUUGACGCUCUUGCCGUUGUGGGAUGGCUUGGCCACCCAGCUUGGCAUUGGCAUUGGAACCCGGACUCGCUCGAUCUAUUUAUGUGAAAGCUUCCAGGAGAAACGAUGAGCUGCUUGAACAGCUCGUGCCCCUGGAAGAUCUUCCCGGCCUUGCACAGCGCCUCCACCAAGAUCUCGUAAGAGUUCACGUCGGGGAUCCGGCCGCUCUCGAUCAUCUCCUGGAACAAGUCCUUGGCAUCGCCCAGCCGUCCCUCGCGGCAAAGAAUGUUGUAAGUGGAGACGCUUGGGAGGAGCUCCUGCUGCUGCAAGGAUUUCAUCUCCUCGUACAACCCCCGGGCCUCGUCCACCAUCUUCAUCUUGCACAGCAUCUCGAUCGCGCACGAGAGAUCCACGGAUGUUUAGCCAGCCGCUCGCAUCUCCUUCACCAGCUCCAGCGCCUCGCCAGCGUUUUUCCUCCGGCAGAGCUCCCUAUCGUCUUGAGUAGCCGGACGCCAUCUCCCACCUUGUCGCCCACCACAAUCGUCUUGACGAGCUGGUUCAUAGAUCCCGCCGAUGGCAGCGGCACGUCUACGAACUCGUCGACGAGCUCCAGAGCCUGCGCUACUUCUCCCCGUUUCGUGAAAGAAUCCAGCAUCACCGACGCGAUGACAGUAUCCGGCUCGCACCCUUUCUCCAUCAUCCUCUAGAAGAGCCGAUAAGUGUCGCCGUUCUCCAGGCAAUCGACGAGCGAGCUGAAGCACACCACGUCCGGCUGAAGCUUCUUCUCCAGUAUCUCCGCCAGCAGCUUCUCGCCCUCGUAGAUCUUCCCGACUUUGCAGCACGUUUGCAGACUUGUCACAGUUUGGCGUGGAAUUUGCUGCCGAACAUUGGUUACCAGUAUUACCAUGUACUCUUCAGCAAAUCACGGAGUACAUGCAGUUUGUGAAGGAAAUAUUAAGGGAAAUUGAAGGGAAGCGAGGACUCAAGGAUGGCGAGGCAGCCAAAGAUGGGAUCAGUAUGAACGGAGGGCCCGCGUCAACCAAGGGAAACAUCUGGGACACGGACUACUGGCGCUCGGGAGUUUCCAAAACGCAGACGAUUUCUUCGGUCACUCUUCCGCAACAACAACACCAGCAGCAGCAGCAGCAGCAGCAGCAGCAGCAUCAACAACAAGAAGAAUCACAAGAACCGCAUUGCAACGAAGCUGGACGAUUUCUUCUUGUCGCCAGGCCAGUCUCAGCCGCCACUCAACAGCAGCAUCGUCAGGGAUGAGGGGCCGAGGCAUUUAAAUACCGUGGAAGUGGCUCAAAUGCAAGAAGGAGCUAGCAGAAGAAGUGGACGUUGUCAAGCAGCUGGAUGGCGAGAAGCAGGCGUUCAAAGAGGUUCCAGGAGGCCUUGGCUCUCCUUCGGCUGGUCUCAAAGUCAUUCAUGGCAGUUGACUUUUCUGGAGAAGGCAACUAUUCUGACGAUCCGGACGUUUGGAGACCGCCUGCUAGAGACGUUUAAGAACAAUAUGGAAGCCGGAGCCGGGCAAAUGGUGGCAGGAAAGUCCAUGCAAGAGAUCUUCUUCGUGGGCUCAGAAGGGUGGAGACAACAGCAACGGCAAGAUGGCAAGAGGUGGGAAAACAAGUGUUUCUGGUACUUCGGAACAGCACCUGCUGCUGGAGCGGCUGUUGGUAGUAAAGCUGCUGGUAAUUCUUCUCAACGAAUACUGGAAGAUCAACUCCGAGCAAACUCGAGUAAGGAGGAUCACCAUCGAUCAGCUCGUGAGGUGUGAGCUUGUGAACCAGCCAUGCGCCGCAGACAGGGGAAAGUUGAAACUCGUUACGAGGUCGCUUGAAGGCAGGGAGCUGUGGAUCUACAAGCGAAAGCAGCAAGAGGGCUGAGGGGAAAGAGGAGGACGGAGGACGGACGUCUUUUUAUCCCUUGGAGCUACCAUCCCUCUCUUGAAUCUACUGGUGUUUGAGCUGCUGCUGAUUCACAAGCUUCACAAAAAGAAUUUUUUAAUUUUUUUUAUUGUUGCAAGAAUUUGCUCAACACGGAGCUAAGAAAAAAAA